Messenger RNA from Cataglyphis hispanica, 3037 nucleotides. RefSeq lists its product as uncharacterized. The transcript is spliced from 3 exons. Lineage: Eukaryota; Metazoa; Arthropoda; Insecta; Hymenoptera; Formicidae. The record is from RefSeq and is a predicted model, not a curated record. The coding region runs from base 74 to 2332 and encodes 752 amino acids.
UCUGGCCUCAGCUUCAUCAGUACCAAACAUACACGACAAGUUUGCCAAGCCAGCAGGUUUAAGGUCGGCCGUCAUGAGUCUUGCUAGAGUAUACAUCAUCGCAUUCCUAUUGAUCUUUGGAACGCUCUGCAACACAGAAACUACCGGAAGCAAAAAGAUCAAGGUGAACGACACGGACAGCGUCGAGCAUUCCGUUUCCGACGAUGUUCCGAAUGAUGCCGAGAGCGCGGAGCAAGAGCAAGACAGCGCCGUAAAGAUCAUGCCGAUUUUACCGCCGAUAAUACUUAUAGAUUUCGAUAACACAACCUCGGGUGAUAACGCGACCGCCGAUGAGAAGUCGAAGCGUACCAUCAACAACCACCUUGGUUACGGCUUUGACCGGAACGUGCUGCACGCCCCGCGGAAGUACAAUUAUUACUUUCCCGCUGGGAAAACCGGAACCACCGUGUCCAUAGAGGAAUCUAUCAGUCCGUUUCUGCCGAGGACUAUAAUUGAAAAAAUACCACCAUCGAUCAAUCAAAAACCAGUUCUCGAUUCGUACGCGGAUCUAAGAUCCCAGUCCGGAUCGUACGAAAAUCGCGACUCGAUCAGAUUGAAUUUCCAGAAUCCAACGAGCUAUCAGUAUUACAAUCCUGCGAUAUCUCAGCCCGUGUUCGGGCUGCGAACGAAAUUGAUAAAGACGUCCGACCCCGAGCGAUAUCGGAGCUUCUCUUCAACCGUGAGACCUCCCAUCGAGACGUACUCAAACGUGGAUUAUCGAGACGGUGCGUACGCGUCCACCACACCGCAAUCUCUGAUGUUAAACUCUGCGGAAGCGGAGGCGGGUUACGUCACUCCAAGCCCGCAAAGUUACACGACCUCCAGUUCAAAUCGAUACGUUUACGUCACACCAAGUCCGCCGUCGUAUGCCGAGGUGAAUUCUCAGAGAUACUUGGGACAGCACGCGAUAAACGUGCAAGCUUACGCGCCGGUGCAAAGCUCGGUGGAAUCCUCGACAGUUAAUUCCAUCGACACCGCUGUUUUCUUAGAAAACAUCGGCGUUCAAUCAAAGGUGAAUUCUCACGAUUACAGUCGACCUUCUUUGAACACGAUGGAAUCUUCGAGCUCAGCACCCAGUCAAUCCAGCUACGCGGAGAACGCCGGAUCGUUCGCCAAUCUGCCCAGAUACACAGUGGAAAACGGCGUCAAAUAUGAAAACAAGAUAUUCUGGAAGUAUCCGGAUGGUCGAGUGUCCGAUACGCCACCCAGGACGUAUGAAACUUACUCUGAGUACCCGUCCCUGGAGGCGUUACAGGCCGCCAGGCCGUCUCAGGACGCGUCGCAGAUCGAUGAGUCCGUUUCCACGAAGAAUAAUGUGUUGUCGCAAGGCCCAAUGCAAUUUCCGAUAUCACCGGAACCCAGCGGUCCCCCGACCCCGUUCAUAUCGGCCGAGACCUUGUCUAAACUGCCGCAGCAGCAGGCAUAUCGGUUGGGCUAUCAGAAUCUUGUGGGUCAGAAGCAGAUCGUUCCGCAGCAAGCGAGAGCUGGCAGCGGAGUCACAUAUUCGACAACCUCUUCGCCGUUGAGAAAUUCUGUCAAGGCAAAUGGGAAGAAUCAAAAAAAUCGAUACGAGACAUCGAGUCGACCUAUCUCGAAAUAUAUGGUAAACAGUCCGAAUCCGGAAUAUAUCAAUUCUUAUACCACGGAGAGCGCUCCGAGAAGCACGACGCCCAGCAGAGUUUUUGUACCAUCGACUCACAAAAAUUCAGCCAAGAAAACUAACGUGAACGGUAAAAAUCUGGAUAAUUAUUCAAAUCUGCAGUACGGAGACCUAUUGAAUUACAAUCCAUCGAUUUCGCAGUACAUUAAGAAUCCCGCGUCCAUUCUCAAUGUGCGGCCGACAUUUGUGCAAGCCGGAAACUCUCUCAUACCCGUAAUUAUUCUAAGAGUAGAUGGCGUAUCGCCUAUUCAAUCCAAUGCCACGCCGAACGUGAACCUGAAGGCCCUUCUGCAACAGUAUCUUCUUCAGUAUGCCAGAAGUAUCGAAGAAUUGGCGCGACCGACCAAUUUUGAUUUUGGCAGUAAUCAACUCCCAAAGGAUCAAGCUUCAUUCUCCACGAGUCCACUGCGACAGCUGGCACAAUUAUUACAAAAUAGUAAUGCUCAAGAUCUGGUCGGUAAUCCUACAUCGGAAUCUUACAUCGGCAGAACGAGUUAUGAGGCAAGCAAUUUGGAUGUCGAGAAAAGCCUCUCGAGCGUGAAAUACGGCGAACGCACAGCUAUCCGACCGAAAGUGAAGAGCGUGCAAAUCGUGGAUGAUCCGAGGUUCGAAAAUCAUAGAAUUAAGAACUGAAUUGUGCAUGUAUGAUAAAAAGCAGAAAAAAUUGCGAAGAGAAAUAAUCCUUAACUUUCGUGCUCUAUCGUUCAAUUCGAUCUUUCCGCUAGUUGAGUUAUUAAAAAUUAUAUACUCUAAUAAUUAUACAUUUAAAUUCUUUAUAACUACGAUAGAACGCGAAAGUUAAGUCAAAGCGACUGAUUAUUAUGACGACAUUAAUUGCCAAGAAUGAUAUCAAAUCCAAAAUGUCCCAUAAAAAAAUAUUUUUUACAAUUUUUUAUUUCAAAAUAUUUUAAUAAUUAAGUGUAAUAUACAUUAUUUGGUAUAUUUUAUCAUUUUAAUCUUGCAAUUAAAACGUUUCGUGCCAUGAAACAAUUUAAAAAAAUAAUUGACAUUAUAUCGGACAUUAGUGAUAGUAAUUUAAUGGGUUUGUGCAAUGUAUUAUAAUGUCUACAAUAUGUACCUGCGCUACUGAUUUGCUGAGAACCGGAAUCUGUUAGUGUUAAUACUUCUUGUUCUAGGAAAGCAGUAGUAUAAUCGAAGCACACUUGUGGCUUUGCAAAUGUACCUACGAAAAAUUAACCAAAUUUUUAUACUUCAGAAAGGUACCUUUUAAGUUGUAAUGUUUAAGUUUUCAUACACAAUAUAAGCUAAUCAUAACUUGUAUACUGAAUUGUUAUAAACUAAUAAAGUGAGCAAGUAAGAGACAUCUUUUUAUACAAA